AUGAAAUUUUCAAAGGUUUUAUUCAUUUUCUCCGUUUUUCUCGCUGUUAAAUAUUUUAAUCCAUGCCACUGUGAUAAUGAAAAUGCUCCUAGUGAACAAAUUAUUCAAGUACCAAGCAGUGCAUUAGAUGAAGCUUCAUUGGCAAAAGUUGAUUUAGAUAUAGAAAAGAAGAAGAGAAACGAAAAAUUAUUGUUAAUUUCAUCAAUUGCUACUGGAUUAGCAGUACUUAUAGCUAGUGCAGUUGGACUUGGAAUAUAUACUAAAAAGAGAGGUGAAAGUGAAGAAGAAGAACCUGCAGAAAAAAAUUCUAAUGAAGAAACAAAAAAUAGUGAACAAGGAGAUGAAAACUAA
Molecule: messenger RNA, 351 nt
Organism: Plasmodium gallinaceum
Lineage: Eukaryota; Apicomplexa; Aconoidasida; Haemosporida; Plasmodiidae
Exons: 1
Coding region: 1-351 (116 amino acids)
Source: RefSeq, a predicted model, not a curated record